GGAUAGCGGGCCCCGUUUUAAUUUGAACGUCCAAAAUCAUGGCAUUGAAGAAUCUGCACACUGAAUUUAAUCAAUUCAGCCACUCAGCCAGGAGAGGGCACGCGACCACCGCUAACAGUGAGCGAGCGCCGAGGGCCCCGCGCUGCCCCAGAAGACCAGCAGAGGGCGUGCGAGCUGCCUUGUUGGACCCCUGAGAAGCCCCGACCGCCUCCGUGCUCCUCCUAUGGCCGCCAGCGCCGCGCCCGCAAGGAGGACGAGAACCUCAUUUCCCUCACCGCAGAUCUAAGGGGACACCGCCUCACUUUGGGACAACCUGAGGCUGCGUCAAUGACCUUGUACUGUUGUUACACAGUUCAAUAUUGAAGGAGAGAUUCUCCAGAGUUUGCCCAGAAGCCAGGAUGUCUGGAAAUAAUCCCAGCCUCUGGAGAGUGAUUCAUGGAGCCUGACUGCCCACUGCUGCUAACCCGUAGACUGGCCUUGGCUCACACAUCUGACUGUUCCUCUGAGUAAAAGCCUCUCUUUCUUCAGCCUUGCAAGUUUCCUGAGGGUGCCUCUAACAAGCGGACUUCACAUAUAAAAGGGGACCCUGAGAGACCUACUUCCUGGCUUCUCUUCUGGAAGUCAGGGAAGAGUACAGGAAGGAGUCACCACAGUGCCCAACUGACAACUGACAGUUUCACCAACUGAGUUUCCAGAGGACUGCAGUUUAAUCUGUUCAAAGAACAGUCCAAGAAGCCACUCUGGACCCUCAGCAUUAAGACAAAGGAUGGAGGGGGCAAACAGGUGGUGAUUAUGACUGCUACCAUUUACUGAAUCCUUCCCAUGCUGAAAACCCUACUGUAAGCUAUUUAUGCUCGUUUUAAGGAGCGGAUAGUUUAAUAGACAAGAAGGAAGGAAGGAAGGAAGAAGAAAACAGCUCUGCUCCCCUGUACAGAGCAUCCACGAAGCAGGAUGUCAAUGUCUCCAGCAAAAAUGAUCAUUUACGGCAGUGUGCUGUGUACCGGGGGCUUUUCCCUUGCAUAUUUCAUCAUACAAAAGACGUAUUCCAGGAGUUUAUAUUACCAGUUGGCAUUGGAGCAGCUGCAGAUCCAUCCCGGGGCACAGGAAGCUCUGGGCCCUCCUGUCAGCGUCCACCAUCUCAAGCUCACUGGCAAGGACAACUUUGUGGACAUUGCUGAUGCCAAGUUGAAGAUUCCUGUCUCUGGAUCUAAGUCAGAGGGUCAUCUCCACGUCCACUCAACCAGAAGUGGCCCCUUUCAGAGGUGGCACCUUGACGAGGUCUUCUUAGAGCUCAAGGAUGGUCAGCAGAUUCCCGUGUUCAACCUCAGUGGGGAAAAUGGUGAUGAAGUGAAAAAGGCAUAGAGACGAUCCGGAAGACCCAGCUUCUAGUCCGGCCUUCCCUCUUCUCACCCUGUGCCCACUGGCGUGGUGGCCUAUCUGAGUGACAGAUACUCCCACAAGCCAGUUUUCCAGCCACCAGUAGGAUGACUGUAUGUGCCAUCAUAUGGUAAUUUUGGUAUAAAUCUAACUUGGGUACAACAAAUGCUAGUUGUCAUUUUUAAACUGAAUCAGAAAGAAACUCAUAAAUUUCAGAUGAUUUAUUUGAAAGUGCUUUGUUUAAAAAAGCACAUGAUAAAAGGAAUCAGAAUUAAUAAAACGUUUGUUGAUCUUU
Messenger RNA from Callithrix jacchus (white-tufted-ear marmoset), 1672 nucleotides. NCBI's taxonomy places the organism in Eukaryota, Metazoa, Chordata, Mammalia, Primates, Cebidae. The record is from RefSeq and is a predicted model, not a curated record.